Molecule: messenger RNA, 2754 nt
Organism: Rhopilema esculentum
Lineage: Eukaryota; Metazoa; Cnidaria; Scyphozoa; Rhizostomeae; Rhizostomatidae
Product: nucleolar complex protein 2 homolog
Biological process (GO): negative regulation of transcription by RNA polymerase II; ribosomal large subunit biogenesis
Cellular component (GO): Noc2p-Noc3p complex; Noc1p-Noc2p complex; nucleolus
Molecular function (GO): histone binding; transcription corepressor activity
Source: RefSeq, a predicted model, not a curated record
CCCGUCUUCGAUUGUGCCAUUUGACGUUCUAAUUUUUCCUUUUGGACGCUUUCUUACCUCUUGAACUGGUGAAGGAGAUUUAUCUUUUUCAUUUACAAUUUCUCUGUUUGAUAAGCCCAGCUCAUCAUCGUCGUCUUCAAGUUGAAAUCUUAAAUCAGUAAUAGGCAAGAAGAAAUCGUCGUCCAUCUUGAAAUGUGCUCUUUGCAAUGAAGCCUCUUGUGGAAAUCGAGGCUUGCUCCACAUGUUAGGCCAUUUGCUUGAAGCAUAGUUGCAGCACUGUGAGUAGAAGGAAGAUACUUUCAGAAUGGUGAAGAAAACUCCGAAUAAAAAGACCAAAAUUGCAAAAAGGAAGAAAUUGAAAGAUUUAUCUACAGAUGAGUUUUUUUCACAUGGCCUGGAUUCUGACAUUAGCUCAGAUGAUGCUGAGGAGAAUUUAUUACAAGUUGCCAAUGAAAAUGAAAAGAAUGAAGUUGCUAAACCAUCCACACACAAAAAGUCUCUCACAAGUUUAGAAGAAAAGGAUCCUGAGUUUUUCAAAUUCCUGAAAGAAAAUGAUGAGGAAUUACUUGAGUUUGAUGAAUCCGAUGAUGAAGAAGAUGGUGAAAAUAGUAAUGAUGGUGAAGAUGACGAUGAAGAUGGCAGUGGCAAUGAAGAUCUGUUAAAUAACAAAACAAAUGAAGAAACUAUAGAUGAGGAAGAGGCUAUGGAUAGUGAUAUGGAGGACAGAGCUGAUAAGAGGGAUAAAUUUUCACGUGAUGGAGAGUUAGUUGAUUUAAAAGAUUUGGCCAAGUUGAAGAAAGGUCUUGAAAAAAACUCCUUGUAUUCACUCCGAAAACUUCUGAGAAUAUUCCACGAUGCUGUCGCUGAAGCCUCUGACGAAAAAGAUGAAAAAUCGAGAGGGAAAAUUAUCUUCAAAGUUGAAAGCUCAAUGGUUUUCAAUAAUUUGGUCCAACUGUGUCUCAAAUCGGCUUCAAGUGUUCUACAGCAUCAUUUGUCAAGUGAGAAGGGAACCAAAAAGACUAAGAAGCCAAGACUUCCAUCCGAAAGUAAACAAUGGUCCAAAGUUAAAGUUACUGUGAAAAAUUACUUAUCAGAUUUAUUGCAGUUACUCCGGCAACUCUCUGAGCCAGGCAUGGUUGCAGUUGUAUUGCGUCACGUGCAAGAUCUUGUACCAUAUUAUUCUUGCUUUUCAAAAGUCGCGAAAAUGUUGGUCAAGCGAUUAGUUCGUAUGUGGUCAUCUGCGGAGGAGCACGUGAGAGUCUUGUCCUUCUUAUGCUUAAGAAAGAUUGCAAUCGCAAUGCCUCAGCUUUAUGAAACCAUUAUCAAGCAAUUGUAUGUUGGCUUCGUCAAACACGCAAAAUUUAUGAACUUCAAAACCAAACCAGUGAUCGCCUUCAUGCAGAACUCCAUGGUCGAAAUGUUCGCAAUGGAUCAUAGCACCACAUACCAGUUCGCUUUUGUUUACAUUCGACAGAUGGCUAUACACUUGCGAAAUGCGUUGUCCACCAAAAAGAAGGAUGCGUAUCAAACUGUCUAUAAUUGGCAAUACAUAAACUGCAUUCAGCUGUGGACACGAGUCGUUGGGGAACUUCAUGGUGAAACAUUGGCUCCUUUAAUCUACCCCGUCGUUCAAGUAACCCUCGGUGUUGUUAGACUCAUACCAACAGCACGCUACUAUCCUCUACGGUUUCAUUGUCUGCGAUCGCUGAAUAUGCUAUCAAAGCUAACGAAUACAUACAUUCCUGUGGCUUCAUAUCUUGUUGAGAUUUUGGAAUCUUCUGAGUUUAACAAGAAAAGCAAACCCUCCACAGCCAAAGCUCCUGAUAUUUCCUGUGCAUUGAAACUUCCAAAAGCGCAGCUGCAUACAAAAGCUUUCCAGGACUGUGUUAUGGAAAAUGUAACAGAACUGUUGCUGGAGCAUUUUGUGAAUCAUUCAACGAGCAUUGCCUUUCCGGAACUCAUUUUCCCUAUUUGUCUACGGAUGAAACGCUUUAUGAAAAAGUCUACAGUGCCAAAAUUUAGCAAACAGAUAAAACAGAUUGUGGAUAAGUUGCAAGAAGCUGGUCAUGAACUCUCACGGAAACGGUCUUCUGUGAACUUCAGUCCUAAAGACAUUGAGGAAGUGAAAAAUUGGGAGAUUGCUUACGCCCAGCAGAAAAAUACCUUGCAAAAAUUCAAUGAUACCUGGCUGAAGAUGAAGGCUGUGGAGAAAGCCAACAGAAACGGCGAUGAUGUUGAAUACUAUCAAGAUGAAAGUAGUGGAGAUGAGGAAGAGCCUAAAAGCAAAAAGCGGAAAAGAACUGGUGAAGAGGAAGCUUCUAAGGUGGAAAAGAAAAAAGAGAAGAAAUCACAAUCAGUGAAAGAAAAAACAAAGUCAAAUUUAACAAAUGGUAAAGCUGAAAAGUUUGAAGAUGUUAUCAAAAAAGGACUGCAAAAAGAUGAUGUUGUAGAAGAUUUUGUUUUGUCUUCAGAUGAAGACUAAUGGACAUUCAAAAUUAAAACAACAACAUUGUUUAAUUCUAUUGAUGAGUAUGUGUAAAAACUUUUCAGUUAGCAUUUUUGAUGAUAUUUGAAGUUGCCAAUGUAACAAUUGGUUAGCAAAGCCUCUAGAGAUUUUAACACUGAAAUUGUGAGAUUAAGAUUUUUUUAGACAAGGACCUUUGAUUAAUAUCUGUACAUUGUGCAUUUUUCUUUCAAAGCUUUGUGGGCAUUCACAAAAUUGUGUACUUAUGAAAACAAAAAUCUUACACAUUA